Bombus impatiens (common eastern bumble bee) is the source of this 503-nucleotide messenger RNA. RefSeq lists its product as uncharacterized. Lineage: Eukaryota; Metazoa; Arthropoda; Insecta; Hymenoptera; Apidae. The transcript is spliced from 2 exons. The record is from RefSeq and is a predicted model, not a curated record. The coding region runs from base 201 to 503 and encodes 100 amino acids.
UUCGACGAAUAUUUUGAUGGAUAAUGAGUCGUACGAUAAUAUAGCGAUACAUGUAGUUUUAGAUACCUUGAUGCAACACUCGUUGAUAAUCGGCACAGACUUCUUCGAUACUGUGGAAUUAAACAUAAAGGAAGGAAAUGCUUCUAUUCGUAAAGUAGAGAAAAAAGAUUGCAAUAGACUCCCGGAGGUGUUUAAAGUAGAUGCAGCAAUACGAAGUAAUAGAUCAGUCUCAAUCUGACUUUGCAAUCCCGAUCAUAGUUGAAAUAAGGAACGGAUCUCUUCAUGUUCCUAUCGAGAAGAAUAGUAGAGAAUGUACAGCAGUUGUAGUUCCCACGAGUGCUUGUUUCGAGGGCACCGUCAUAUCGGGCAAAAUUUUAUUAGAUGAAUCGGUCGCGACGAACAUAAUCGCGGUAGCGUCGGGUGGAAACGACACAGACGGUUGCGAUGACGAGCUAUCAAGCCGACCUCUUGUCGGCGAAGGGUGUUUAACAAGAGACGCAUGA